GUUUUUUAAAUGAACAAGGACAAGUUCGAUUUAAUUGGUCGUUAAUUUCAUAAAUGAUUCAGAAUCAGUCUGUAAAUCAAGUAAAUAAUAAUCAAACAAAGCGUAGCUCAUAUGCAAAUUAUAGCAAGCAACUUCAAAAUACAACAACAUCUAGCCAACAAUCACACCAACAACAGAUUUGGCUAUCAUCUUUACCAGCUGGUUGGAAGCGUGAAGAAUGUAUGCGACCAAAUGGAUUAGGCACUGGCAAAUCAGAUGUUUAUUAUAUUAGUCCUCAGAAUCAAGUUGUACGAAAUAAGCAAGAAAUGCAGACGAUCUUAGGUGAUAAAUAUGAUAUUGGUCUGUUCGAUUGGAGAACCGGUAAAUUUACAAUGAAUAACAACACCAGUAAUAAUAACAUUAAUAAGUCCAAAAAAGUGGAAGAACCAGCUACAGACAUGUCAUCAGUAUCAUCACCAGCGACUAAAGUUCCACGUGUAGAUAAUCAGUGUAGUUUACCAAUGAGACGGUGUCCAUUCUUGAUAUCGAAUGACAUUAAGCCAGUUAUUGUACGUUCUCAUCCUGAAUGUAAACGAACAGAUGUGAAAAAUACCAAUCAAGAAACACCUCACCAGUUAUUUUGGGAAAAACGAUUAGCUGAUCAUAUGGCUAUUGAUCCAGACACUGGGGAAUCUUUCAAACCAAUUUCUUUGCCCAAAGGAAUACAAAGUGCUGGAGUACCAGGUUACCAACCUACCCAACUAAUCCAAAGUUUAGUAUAUGCGUUAUCAUCAUCCUCUAAGAGUUCGCCCAUUAUUGGUCAAGAACAACAACCUUCAGCUAUUGAGAAAAAUCCUUGUGUUGUGAUAAACCAUUUACAGCCAAUGAUUAAAACAUUUAUUGUAACCGAUGAUGAUAUACGCCGACAAGAAGCUCGUGUGAAAGAACUACGAAAGAAACUGGAAACUGCAAGAAAAAAGUUGCAUCCUCGAUAUGAAACUGAACGAGAAGGAUAAACAUAUUUGUGCUUGUGUGUUUGUCUGCCAGCCGGUGAACAGUUGUUCAUUUGUCAUUGUUAAUACCUCUCUAUCUUUCUGUCUAUGUUUGUUAUUACCCGAUUGUAUAAACGGUUAUAGUAGUGUUAAUGUCAUUAUUGUUAAUGCGUUCUUCUUGUCAAGGUUCUAUUGUUGCUUUGGUCCUCUUGUACAAAACUGAAUAUAUGUUUUAUUUGUAUGCACUUGUGCAUAUAAAACUUCUAUUGGUUUUAAUACAACGUACUUUUUCU
Messenger RNA from Schistosoma turkestanicum, 1264 nucleotides. The record is from the annotation of a GenBank genome assembly. Lineage: Eukaryota; Metazoa; Platyhelminthes; Trematoda; Strigeidida; Schistosomatidae.